Messenger RNA from Sinocyclocheilus anshuiensis, 1527 nucleotides. RefSeq names its product ubiquitin-conjugating enzyme E2 J2. NCBI's taxonomy places the organism in Eukaryota, Metazoa, Chordata, Actinopteri, Cypriniformes, Cyprinidae. The record is from RefSeq and is a predicted model, not a curated record. The coding region runs from base 201 to 980 and encodes 259 amino acids. The transcript is spliced from 7 exons.
UUAUUUUCCCUUUUACCUCAUCACUUCCUGGUGUUGCGGCAGCCAUAUUGGAAUGGGGGAUAGAUGACACCUUAGCCGAAGAGCUACAUUUUUGUUAUUUUUGAAAGUUUAUCAAGGACGUAUUCACUCUGAAAUAAAAGGGAUAUCAAUAUAUCACCCCAAUUUGACCGUGGUCGAUCCCGUGGAGGGCGUUGAAAGAGAUGAGCAACAAUUUAAACAAGAGGGCCCCAACCACAGCAACACAGCGGUUAAAACAGGAUUACCUGCGCAUUAAGAAAGAUCCAGUCCCGUACAUUUGUGCUGAACCUCUGCCCUCCAACAUUUUGGAAUGGCAUUAUCUAGUACGUGGCCCUGAGAAAACUCCAUAUGAAGGUGGCUACUAUCAUGGCAAACUCAUUUUCCCACGGGAAUUCCCGUUCAAACCACCAAGCAUAUACAUGAUCACACCCAACGGCAGAUUUAAAUGUAAUACAAGGUUGUGUCUUUCUAUCACAGAUUUUCACCCUGACACAUGGAACCCCGCAUGGUCCGUAUCCACCAUCUUAACCGGCCUCCUGAGCUUCAUGGUUGAAAAAGGCCCGACUCUCGGCAGUAUCGAAACCUCUGACUUCACAAAAAGACAGUUGGCCUCCCAGAGUCUUGCUUUCAACAUCAAGGACAAAGUCUUUUGUGAACUGUUUCCAGAUGUUGUUGAAGAAAUCAAGCAGAAGCAGCGUAUGCAGGAGGAGCUCAGGUCCCGCUCACAGGCGCUGCCCCUCCCCGACGUGGUGCCGGAUGGCGAAGCCCACCACGCGCAAAACGGGCACCUUCUCCUGAAUGGGCAUCUGCCCCCCGGCGCGGCCCACCCGCCCGACCUCCAGCAGGUCAACCGUAACCAUGGACUCCUGGGUGGAGCGCUCGCUAAUUUGUUCGUCAUCGUAGGUUUUGCCGCUUUCGCCUACACGGUCAAGUACGUUCUGCGGAGCAUCGCGCAGGAAUGAAUCGCCCAAUGAGAAACGCCGACGUGAGGGACGAAAGGCUGGUGCUGUUCUCACGACCAAAAUAGGUAGCGAGAAAUCAAAAGGGUUUUCUCACAACCAAAUAAAAUGAAGCAGUGUCCCGUUAAUGAAAUUGAGAGCUUGGUGAUUUCCUCCAUAGUGGCAACAACCAGAUCUUGUGUGUAACGGCCACGUAAAGGGCAAGGUCACGUGAAAUGAUGGCUUUAUUAACAUGUAAGGACAUUUUAAAAAAAGCAAAUUUUCUACCUUACCCAAUUCCCUGAAGAAGCCAACUUCAUAUGACCGUGAAAUUAAUCCAAGUGGACUUUUUUAGAGCCCGAGUCAGCAUUUGUUGUUGUUCACGUUUCUCAUUGAUCUGUAAGAUUUUAGAAUCUGUGAAUAUAGGACGCUGAGUUUUUAAGAUUAAAAGAGAAAAAAGUCCAAUCAUUCCUUAAAAACAACAACAAAAUAAAAUACAUUUCUGAAGUGUGUCACACCAAUUAUUGCUGUGACGAAAAUCACUGACUGUUUUAUUUGAUGGAAAUGGCUC